AUGAUGUUGAUCCAGAGAACUCUUCUUUUCGGGCUCAUGAUCUGCUCUGCUCCGAGACUUUUUGAGAGCCACAAGUCCCUAAACUAUCUGCUCUUUCGGAAGAUCACCACCGACUAUAACAGCAAGUACAUAUCGCUCUAUGAAGUGGGAAUCAGUGAGGACCACUACACGAUCAACUUCACCUUACACUUUGCGAGAGACAUCACCGCGGACUUGUGGCUCAAGACCACCAUUGCCCAGCGUGUAUCCAAGGACUCAUACAGGGACAUCUUCACCUACAACGUGAACCUGUGCCAUGUCAUGGGCAGGGGCAAGGGCAACAGCCUGAUCAAUUACUGGCUGGACAAUAUCCUAAGACAAUCCAACUUGCCCCGGAGCUGCCCUUUUAAAGAGGGCCACUACUAUAUGAACAACAUUCGAUCGGAAAAGGAGACCAUUCCGCGGUUCAUCCGCUCCGGAAGCUUCCGGAUAGACUCCAACAUUUACGUGAGGGACUGGCACAACGACAACCUGACGAACACCGUCUUCUACGUUGAAAUCAAAAUGAAGUAA
Messenger RNA from Drosophila kikkawai, 552 nucleotides. RefSeq lists its product as uncharacterized. The record is from RefSeq and is a predicted model, not a curated record. NCBI's taxonomy places the organism in Eukaryota, Metazoa, Arthropoda, Insecta, Diptera, Drosophilidae.